AUGACGCCACCACUAAAAAGCAAUAUCUGGACUUACUUUAAAUUAGACAGAAAUAAUUCGGAGAAGUCUGAGUGUAAAAUAUGUGAUAAAAUUGUAACUCCUUUACAAGAAGCCAAGAAACAGCUUUCGUUGGAGGAAGCGCUACAAAAAGAAAAAAAGUGGAAAUUUAACAAUAAUAAUUCGAAAAAGAUUGAUAAACUUAUUGGAGAAAUGAUAGCGCUUCAAAAUUUACCAUUCAACAUUGUGGAGGGAGUUGGAUUUCGCCGUCUUGUGCAAGAAUUAACUCCGAAAUAUAAUUGUAGAGGACGCAUUUUUUUUACUGAUUUCGUGUGCAAUGAAUUGUAUGAAAAAGUGGCUGGGGAAGUUAAAGAAAUGAUUGGAAACUAUGAUUAUAUGUCAUUUACUUCAGAUAUAUGGACAGAUCCCAGUUCAGGUGCUUCUUUGCUUAGUCUGACUUGCCACGGAAUAUCAGAUAAAUUUGAGCGAUCGUCAAUUGUAUUAAAAUUCGAGACUUUUGAUGACCGUCAUACUGGUGACAUAAUUGCAGAAAACUUCAAGACAAUGCUUGCUGAAUGGAAUAUUUCAACUGAAAAAGUCCAUUUCAUAGUACGAGACGAGGACUCCAACAUGAAAAGAGGUAUGCGAUUAGCGUUGUCAGAUGACUUAGAUUGUACCGUUCAUAAGAUGCAGAUUACUAUAAGACAUGGUUUACAAUCACAGGAAAACAUAAAAGACGUCAAAGAAAAAUGUAAAAAAAUUUCAACUCAUUUUAACCAUUCAACUAUUGCUCAAAAGCAACUUGAGAAAAUUCAAGAUAGGCUAAAUCAACAGCAUUUGAAAGUAUUCCAGGAUUGCGUGACGCGCUGGAAUAGCACAGACUACAUGUUUGAGCGUUUUACUAAGAUAAAAGAUGCUUUGAGCCUUUACGCAAAUGACAACAAAAUGGAAUCAACUUUUCCAGAAAAGUGGAGAGUAAUAGAAUGUUGUCUUGAACUACUAAAACCUUUUGAAGAAGCCACUCAUGAAAUGAGUAGCUCACAGGCUCUCAUAUCAUCUAACGUUUAUGGCGGAGCGAACGAGCGUGAGUAG
This is a messenger RNA of Belonocnema kinseyi, 1089 nucleotides long. RefSeq names its product zinc finger BED domain-containing protein 4-like. Bases 1 to 1089 code for a protein of 362 amino acids. NCBI's taxonomy places the organism in Eukaryota, Metazoa, Arthropoda, Insecta, Hymenoptera, Cynipidae. The transcript has 3 exons. The record is from RefSeq and is a predicted model, not a curated record.